Lindgomyces ingoldianus is the source of this 2607-nucleotide messenger RNA. RefSeq lists its product as uncharacterized. The record is from RefSeq and is a predicted model, not a curated record. NCBI's taxonomy places the organism in Eukaryota, Fungi, Ascomycota, Dothideomycetes, Pleosporales, Lindgomycetaceae. The coding region runs from base 1 to 2607 and encodes 868 amino acids. The transcript is spliced from 5 exons.
AUGGCCCAAAGACGAGCAAUUGCCUGCACAAUCUGUGCCAAAGCAAAGACAAAGUGCGACAAAGCUUGCGAGCCAAGAUCAACUCGACGAACAUCAGAUAGCAAUUACCCCCGCCAAACAAAGAACAAGAUGGUGUCUCCCAAGAGAUACCCCUCAACCAACUCCAUCCCAACGAUGAGUCGUCACGGUUCACCACGAAGCGUCCCAUCUUCAAAUGGACACCUGCUCGUGAGAGCUGCUUCUCAAAUGGACAUGGCUACCGCUGUAAAAUUGGGUCACCAACCGGACUUCAACAGCAUGCAUAUGCUCACACCGCUCCCAACUUUCAGUCCUCAAAUCAUUGACGGUUGCUACUCGGAUUUUGGGAGCCCUGAGCAAGGCCUGGCAGUCUUUCCACAUCAAAUGGACAAAACCAGCUUCAUCAGUUCUGGGCGAUUAACACCCCAAACGCCAGAAUCCUUCACGUACGGCGAACCCCUUACAACGGACCCAUUCGAACCCUAUAUGAAUCCCCAGGCAUGGUCUGAUGAUGGUGCAAUGCCCAUUGGACUUGGCUUCGAGAACGAGAUCCCUGGACUGAUACCGAACGAGGCAGAUAUGCGAAUGUGGUCCCAGGAUGUUGAUGGUAACUCUACUCCAAUGGGUCAAAUGCGCACCUUCGAAUCGCCGGUUUGCGAAUCGCCUUCAUCAAUAAACGCCUGGCCAAGCCAAUCGUUGUCCGCAUCCCCUCCACAGCUGCCACAUACAAGGGCAGUCCCAUCUCUGUCUAUUAGCGAGUAUUCCGCUCCGGAUUCUGAUUCCCCGAGCGGUGUGCAAGACGAAUGGACAACCUUCCGAUGUAACGCGAAUAUCCCCAGCACUUCUGUAAACUACUAUGAUGGCAUCAAAGCAAUCCCGAACAACCACCCCCAAAUCUGGGAGGAAUCCAUGCUCUCGCGUACGUUCUCUAAAGCUGCUUCCGAUAAGUUCCUGAACCUCGACUCAAUUGAGGAUUCGCUUCGAGUAUCUGUCAUGGAUGUAGCUAACGGGUUCAUCCAACAGGCUCGUCAACUUUCUAAAUCCGCUCGGCUAUCGCCACCUUCGCUGCCCGCUAGGACAUCACCUGGCGGGGUGGACGGUAGCCUUCCUACUCCAUCUGCUACGGCAGUGGAGACUCUUUUGCGGUCUUAUAGCGCGCGAUUCGAGCCCUUCUACCCGACCUUUGCAGCGAAACAAAUGGAUAUCGCUAAUCUGCUCCAAUCCGACAUGCACAAACUUCACCUUCUUCUCAUUGUUGCGGCUGGGGCCUCUGCUACCCCGACUUCUCUCUUUACCAAUAUCUUGAUUGAGCCAGUUCGCAUCCUCCUUGAUGACUUCACAGCCAAAGACGUGUCUCUCUGGAGACAACCGGUGACCCUUAGGACUGCGCUGCUCUAUAUGAAUAUCGCGUUGUGGACGGACGAGAAAUGGCACACUGGCGCUGCUCUGAGCCAAUCAACUUCGUAUUUCCAGAUGGUCCGACGAUCCGGGUUCCUUGCGUACCGUGAAAAGUCGUUCCCCGAGUUAGGCCCCGAAAUUAGCUGGCAGAAGUGGCGGGAUCAUGAGGCUCUCAACAGGCUCGUGUAUUCCUGGGUCAUUGCCGACCAGGAGCUCAGUCUGUUCUACGAUAAGGCUCCCACCUUCUGCACCACCGAACUCACUGCUGCACUGCCUGAUCAAGAAAGCCUCUGGCAGGCCACUUCAGCUGAUGCCUGGUCCUCUGCAAACCCCAGCAGGACAAACACACCUCCUUCUCUCCAAGAUCUUUUCAAACGUCUUAUGAGCCAUACCCUUGUUAAUGAUCCCCGAGGACCAACGCGAUUUCAACUCCGUCUUCUUCUCCAUCCUCUUCAAGCACUCGUCCAUGAGAUACACCAAAGAAUUGCUUCUUCCACUAUCGAUCUUCCAGAAAAUCAUCUCGCCCAUAUGCGAGAAGUCCAGGAGAUACUCGGCGGCUGGUAUACGCUAGCCUGCAGACGGAUGCAAGCCGAGGGGCAAAUCUGCCCGGUCCUUUUAUCUAAUUUCAUCAUUUUUCAUCUGAUCUCUCUAAAAUCGAUGACGAACAUCCCCGAGGUCGAAAGCCUCGCCCGUGGCGAAGGUACACGAGAGCAGUUCAUGGCCACCACCUGGGCACGCACUCAAGCGCUUGGCAGCGCCCAACGCAUCUGGAAUCACUGUGGUCAGAUUGUUCGCCUUAUUCGUCUCCUUCCUGGGUCUCACCGGCCUCUGUGGAUCCCGGCCGUCGUCUACCGUGUAUGCUUACUCCUUUGGAGCACAAGCAUCGCAAAGCCACCGAUCAGAUCUACGCACGCUACGGUGACGCAAUUCUCGGGCCCCGUAUUCGCAAUCGAUUCCGUAUCACCCCACGACGAGACUCUUGUACGAUAUCUCAGCUUUGGGCAAGGAACGCCCAUGCUUUCUCUUCGAAAUGGAGUUUGGUUUUCCUUAACUUCUUCGCCAGUUGAUAUGCUGACGUAUUGCAUUGAGCUAAUUAAAGAGGAGGAGCUCAAUACGAAAUUUGGCCUCGGCAUCCGAAAUCGGUUGGAGCUUCUCAGGAAGAGUGUAAAAAGUCUAAGCCCGGUAUUUUGA